AUGGACAACGAAGGGCCCCACAGCAACGCAGGGGUCGGCUGCAGCAGAGACGGUGGCAGCGGGACCCGAGGGCCCCGUGGCAAAGCAGGCGGCGAUCACACUGGCAUCAAGAGCGGGGGCAGGAGCGGCGCCGGGAGGCGACUGGUCCGCGCCAAGCUUCUGGUGGCCGUCUCUCCGGAGGGAUACGAGGGAGUACGUGGCCAGCUGCUCGACGUGCGCAGCGGCAAAGGAAGGGAAGGAGGGGAAGGAGAACCUUCGGGGACCCGUCCUGUAAGUGACUCGGCCAUGAACAGUUCGUACACUAUAUUUUGCAGGGAAGAUGUUGUUGCUGAUUUAGUGGAACAGAUUUCUGAGCUGACUGGUAUUAUAGAGCAAUUGCGCCGAGAUCAUCAAGUGACACAUAAACAAUUGGAGAAAGAUAUGGAAGAAAAAUGCAAUGAGAUGCAAGAGGAACAUGAUAAUAAAAUAAGGGAGAUUCAGACAUUUCACAUAGCAGAAGUGAAUAACCUGGAAGAGCAAUAUAAGAAAGAGUUGCGAAACGAGAGGGCAACUGCGCAAGAAAAGCUGGGUACAAUGCAGAAGGAAUACAAAUACCUGAAGAAUGCAUUUCGUAUGUACCAGGAUAGCAUUUCUGAUGAAAUGGAAGAAAAGUGGCUGAGAAGGCAGGCAGAAUGGAAAAAAAGUGAGAGGACUGAGCGGGAGAAAGCAUUAUUGCAACAAAAACAAUCUUUAACAAGGAGAUUUGAGAUGGAAUUAGAGGAGCAGAAGAAGAUUAUUCAGAAAAACAGUUUUUUGCUAGGCAGAGUUUAUGAACAAGAGAGAGAAGAAUUUCAGAAGCAGCACCAAAUUGCCUUGGAAAAUAUAGAAGAGUUAAAUGCCAAAAUCAAGACAUUGGAGAAUGAAUUGAAUGAGAAGAAUGAAACUCUUAACGCUAUUGCUUCAUCUCUUCACAAAACAGAGAUGGAACUUCAGAAGGAGAAAAACAGCUUGGCAGACAUGGAGAAAACUAUCCAACAAAAAGUUGUGGCAGUUGAAGAGAAAUAUCGAAUUAAUAUAGCUUCUUUGACGGAAGAAAACAACAUUUUGAGGCGCAAGCUUAUUGAGAAGAAUGAAGAAAUAUUCAAUGAACGUGCCCAAAAAAGCAGCAUUUUUGGGAUGUUUGAUUAG
Messenger RNA from Python bivittatus (Burmese python), 1167 nucleotides. The record is from RefSeq and is a predicted model, not a curated record. NCBI's taxonomy places the organism in Eukaryota, Metazoa, Chordata, Lepidosauria, Squamata, Pythonidae.